Eruca vesicaria subsp. sativa (arugula) is the source of this 453-nucleotide messenger RNA. The record is from the annotation of a GenBank genome assembly. NCBI's taxonomy places the organism in Eukaryota, Viridiplantae, Streptophyta, Magnoliopsida, Brassicales, Brassicaceae.
AUGGAUUUAAAAGUUGAUUGGAUUGGUCAGAAGAACCAGAUAGAUGCUGCUAAGGCUGCAGGAGUUAAACAGAUUGUUUUGGUUGGCUCGAUGGGAGGAACAAACAUUAACCACCCCUUGAAUAGUAUUGGCAAUGCCAACAUUCUGGUUUGGAAGAGGAAAGCAGAGCAGUACUUGGCUGAUUCCGGGAUUCCAUACACCAUCAUCAGGGCGGGUGGUUUGCAGGACAAGGAAGGUGGCAUUAGAGAAUUACUUGUGGGAAAAGAUGAUGAGCUUCUUGAGACUGAAACAAGAACAAUCGCAAGGUCUGAUGUUGCUGAAGUCUGCGUUCAGGCGUUGCAGCUUGAGGAGGCGAAAUUCAAAGCACUUGAUCUGGCUUCAAAGCCUGAAGGAACAGGCACUCGAACAAAGGACUUCAAGGCGCUUUUCACUCAAGUAACCACUCGGUUCUGA